CAGGAAGAGUCAGCAUUUGAAGAGUGAGGCUCUGAGAAGGAAGGAAAAAAAAAAAAAACUCAAAAUGUCAGGCGGUGACGCAGAGGAAAUGGAAUGGACAAAUUCUGACCAAACUUCAACAUCUAAUGACAACUGUGAUAAGGAUGAAAGUGAAGCUCAAGUGACUCUCUCCAUCAAAUGGUCAGGGGGUCCUCAGCCAAAAAAAUGUAAAAUAAUACUAGAGAAGGCUCUCCAGUCAUGGUCCAACAAAAACAAAUUUAAAGUAGACUGUCGUGUUUCCAAAGUCUAUGACGAUGGGAGAGCUGCAGUUAAGAUCACACCAGCUUCAGCCCUGAGUGAACUCCAGCAACUGUGUGGACAAAAACUGACCAUCAGAGAUGAGAGAGUAGCAGUUGAAAUCCUGUAUGUUAUUCUGUCACCACUGGCAUCGGUGCCACAAACACCCGAUGAUGCUUCUCUGAACUCUUGUCCUCCAUCUGAGUCAGAGCCCCAAGAUGAACGGGAAAAAGUGGGGCAACAAAAAAAUGGCAUGAAUGGCUCUGGGUGUAAUAUUCCUCCACCGCUGGAGGAACAAAAUGCAGACAAUGCCUCAAAAGCCCCACCUCCUUCAACUUGGUCAGAAACUCAGCAACCUGAGAAACAAAGUAGUUUCAACAGAUCAACAGCAGUUUCCACAUCAGGUGAAGAGUCGCUCAUGAGUAUUCUUGCAGUGAGCCCUUUCUGGUACUUGAACCACAUCUACAAGGAGGAAAUUAAGCAUAUAGAGACAAAGAAUGAUGUUAGAAUGAGCGCAAACGUACAUGUAACAUUCAUCAAAGAAAAGAAAAAUGGAAGCCCAGAAGAUGCUGUCUCUGACUUUGAAGCUCUUGUUCAGGAUUUCAUGAAAAAUGAAUUUGAAGGCGCAGAUAUUUCUCUGAAGAACAGAGAUCCCAAACAGCUGAUUGAAGUGCUGAAAGUUGUCCAGAACAAAGAUAGAAAGCUCCUGCUAACCUUGUCCUCUGAAGAAAUGAUCAUAAACGGGCCAAGCAGCAGUGUAGAAGCUGUCGACAAGUUCCUCAACACAAUGACAGUUAUGAACAUGCAUGAUGAAGAAUCAACAGUAACGUCAAGAGAUGAGUCCUCAGGGGCUUCUAUUGACGCUACGGUGAAUAUUACAAUAAACAUUGAAGAGCCUCUUCUUGAAUCUGGGCUCAUCAUUGAGGAGGACUCCUGGAAACGGAUUGAAACUUCCUUCUCUAAGAAAAAGUCCAAGAUUGAAGACAAGUUUGGUGUGGGCUUCAGUGCAUCAAGCAACAGUAAAGACCAUGUUAAAGUCAAAGCUCACUACAGAGGCUUAGGAGAAAAUGCAUCAAUGCAGAGUCAUGCCCUCAGAGCUCUUCUUCGUUUGUACCAGAAGACUGCCACAUCCCUCUUGAACUACAACCAGCCCCAUGGUGCCGCAGGUUUCAGUGACUCACCGAUGAACCCAAACGAAGAACUUUACACAUCAGAUGAGGACUCCAGUGAACCUAACAGGAACAGAAAACCAGGUUACAACAUACACUACAAUGAUGCACCCAAAACAGAGGGAGCCACUGCAGGAGACAACAAAGAAGAAAAAUGUCCUAUAUGCUUGGAUUCAUUCACGAAGAAGCAGCAGCUGAAGUGCAAGCAUGAGUUUUGUGAGGAAUGCCUGGAACAGGCGAAGGCAAAUCAAGGACCCAUCUGCCCGGUGUGUAAAAAUGUCUUUGGUAAGGUGGAGGGAAACCAGCCUGAUGGAGAAAUGACAUGGCGGUCAACCGGCCCAUCACUCCCUGGAUUUUCAAACUGCGGCACCAUAACUAUAACCUACAAUAUUCCAAGUGGAAGACAGACGGAAAAGCAUCCAAAUCCUGGGCAGCCCUAUCAUGGUAUUAACAGAAGGGCAUAUCUACCAGACAACAAAGAGGGCAAAGAAGUGCUUCAACUGUUGAAGAAAGCUUUUGAUCAGAAGCUCAUUUUCACUGUUGGGACUUCAAGAACAACUGGGUAUGAGAACCAGGUGACCUGGAAUGACAUUCACCACAAAACCUCAACAACAGGAGGAGCACAAGGAUUUGGGUACCCUGAUCCAGAUUACCUGAGGAGAGUCAGAGAGGAACUGAAGGCUAAUGGCAUUGAGUGAAAAUUUUAGUAGUAAUUGCUCAAAAUUGCUCAAACUUGUUAAUUUUCCAUCAUUGUUGUCACUGAUCAUGACGUUUUCUUAAAAAGAGGCUGAUUUAAGGUGCAGCGAACAGCUUUUACAGCUUACAAGUUUAUCUUCAUCCAUAUAUUAAUCAGAUGUUUCCUUGGUAAUGUAUCUUUUCUUUUUAAUAGCUUGAUUAUAUUUUUAGAGGAUGUAAAAACACGAGUGAUGGUUUAAGUUGUAGUGAAAAAUUUAAGCUUGCAUUAUGCAUGUUAUUACAUUCACAUUUUAAUAAACUUCCACAAACUCCUGUUUUCUUCAAUUCAUUGGCACAUGUUGUGAGAAAUAAACACAAAACACACUG
This is a messenger RNA of Cheilinus undulatus (humphead wrasse), 2507 nucleotides long. RefSeq names its product E3 ubiquitin-protein ligase DTX3L-like. The transcript has 9 exons. NCBI's taxonomy places the organism in Eukaryota, Metazoa, Chordata, Actinopteri, Labriformes, Labridae. Bases 65 to 2143 code for a protein of 692 amino acids. The record is from RefSeq and is a predicted model, not a curated record. Gene Ontology annotation, biological process: Notch signaling pathway; protein ubiquitination.